Molecule: messenger RNA, 2418 nt
Organism: Bipolaris oryzae ATCC 44560
Lineage: Eukaryota; Fungi; Ascomycota; Dothideomycetes; Pleosporales; Pleosporaceae
Exons: 6
Coding region: 1-2418 (805 amino acids)
Biological process (GO): mitotic sister chromatid cohesion
Cellular component (GO): chromatin; nucleus
Molecular function (GO): protein-lysine-acetyltransferase activity
Source: RefSeq, a predicted model, not a curated record
AUGAUUUGUGUUGUGGAGAUUGCCCAAUGCCGCGCAAGCUCCGCCCACAUUCCUGGUCACAUUUUGAAAGGUGACGACCUCGGCCCCACGCGCAAAGAUGAUUACCAAACUGUCCGCGUCCGCAAGGACAAGCAAGCAAAGGAUCUUCCGUUGCCUCCGUUGCUAGACCCUCUGGUCUUGGAACAAAGGUCGCGCUUCGAGCAGAGAAAGGAAAGACCAAAUGUAGCCAACUUCACGUCAUCCCAGAAGAGACUGUGGGAGAAUCCAUUUGCCCAUGCCUUAGCAUCGCCUGUGCGUCAAUGUCGCUCAACGCUGAUCUCGCUUCCUGUCGCUUUUCUGACGUCUCUCCACCCACGCCCUCACCCAACCACCCAAGAUCCAUGGCUUCUUCCCGUCUCACUAACAACCGACACUAAACAUCUUGGCCCGCCAUAUCGCUUCUUGGGAAGGCAACUAGUUGCAGCGCAGCUAGGCAAGAAUAAAGCAUGGGAGAAGGGAGUAAGCGCACGCAUGAGAGAAAAGCUUGGUGCGCAUAACUUGAAGAGCAUGGUCUGGAGAGAAGAUAUGUCCGACUUCAUAUUGGAAAUAAUGCGCAAGAGACUUUCCGAUGGCUUAACCUGGUACUUUGGAUUUAGGGGUCGCUUGGUCCCUGUUCUAAGUCCCCGGAGUGAAGACAUAGAGGACAUCGAGGAUGUAUCCUGUGUGCUCAUUUUUCGUUCGCUGCGCACGCGCGCCAAUGACAUAAAAGCCCGUUCAGACGAGAACAAAGCAGAGUUAGAGAAGUGGUCAAGCUACUUCGCCAAGAGCUUUGCGUCGAAGCUCGAUCCUCAUGCCGCUCCAGGAGUCACGCACACAUCGCCACACUGGUACUCAGGGCCUAUAGUGCCUCGCAUGCAACCUCGCCUACACUUUCCUGAGCUCGAAUUUCAUGUCACCACAUGGAGAGGAAAGAAGGUGGCAGUAUACAGCUUAUCAGAUUUGCUGGGAGAAGAACAGGCACAGGUGUUGGUGGAAGGAAGCAAAUACGUAAACGAAAAAUGUAUACUUCUCAUGCAGGCUCAAGCAUAUCCAGACUUUUCAAAGCACCGCAUGCUUCUAAAAUUGCCGGAAAAGACGCCACCCCAUAUCCUCGUCAAGCGCUGCCCAUUCCUGUCCCAGUUUUCAAACACCCAUCUCGUAAAUCCCUGCAACACCUCUGUCAUGAAAGUAGUCCGGACAUAUUCGCGCCAGAACAAACGAUCGAUCUGCGAUGAACCGCCCACCAAGCGAAGACGCGUCGAAACUGCGGUUCAGAGUAUUGAGACCGAGGUGCUGAUUCCUCCUCCUGCUGUUCCCACCAUAAAACAGCCUUCGCCCGUAUGCAACGAAUCUUCACCUCUGCCGUCGAGUCCAAAAGAGUCACCCGCCAUCUUCUCAGACGCAUUAGCUCGGUCUAGUCCACCAUCGUCACCAGCACCGCGCAGCUCUCCGCCGCCGGUCCAGAAACGGCGGCCUGUGUUUUCCAUAUUCAAGAAGCAAUCUAAAGCUACCAUAGCUAGUAAAGAGCCACUUAUAGAGCGGAAUCAAAAUGCACAAAGCCCGCCGAAGUCACCGUCAAAAAAGAAGCCCAUGGUGCAAAUGCAACUAGACUUGGCUUCGGAGACACGAAAAACAUGCAAGACGUGUGGAAUGCAAUACAUACCGUCCAAUCUGGAGGAUGCCGCGUUACACAAGAAGUUUCAUGCAACAAACCUCGGGGGUAUGGAUUUCACAAAGGCGCUUGUUCAACGACUAAGAAAAAAUGAAAUAUGGAGCGGGAGUGACGGGAGCUUCAUCGCAGUGGUCGGGCGCAAAGAUGCGCUCUUGCUGCGGAGCCGGGCGAGCGAUGUGCUGAAGAUAGUGAAUACCGAACUUGCAGCUGUUCCCAUAUCCGAUGAGGAGCUCUGGAGCCAGAAGUGUCAGCCAACCAGUACAGACACUCUGAUUGGAGAAGCAGUAUCCACCGAGGCCGAGAAGCCAGUGACAGACAAGCUCAAACCCGCCCUUGUCGAUCGAUUCAAAGUCUAUCUUUACAUCCGGGGUAGCAAAUGUGUGGGGGCUUGCUUAGCAGAGAGGAUCUGGGAAGCCUUCCAGGCUCUUGACCCAGAUGCAGUGUCUGAGCAAUCUUGUAAGCUCCCUGAUACGGCUCAAAGUUCAUCCAUUUCUAUCAGCAAUGAAUCCGAUCCGGCCAUCCUAGGCAUAUCGCGUAUAUGGACGUCGAAUCAGCAUCGAAAAAAGGGCAUUGCGACGAGGUUGCUUGAGUGCGCAAGAGCAAAUUUCUUGUAUGGGAUGAGGAUUGAAAAGGCCAAUGUUGCGUUCAGUCAGCCGACAGAGAGUGGAGGAAACCUUGCGCGCAAAUGGUUUGGCAGCCAAGCGGGGUGGCAUGUGUAUAUUGAUUAG